Manduca sexta (tobacco hornworm) is the source of this 15317-nucleotide messenger RNA. RefSeq names its product dynein heavy chain 10, axonemal (gene Dhc98D). Lineage: Eukaryota; Metazoa; Arthropoda; Insecta; Lepidoptera; Sphingidae. The transcript is spliced from 92 exons. Gene Ontology annotation, biological process: microtubule-based movement. Bases 103 to 14784 code for a protein of 4893 amino acids. Gene Ontology annotation, cellular component: dynein complex. Gene Ontology annotation, molecular function: dynein light intermediate chain binding; ATP hydrolysis activity; dynein intermediate chain binding. The record is from RefSeq and is a predicted model, not a curated record.
AAUACAUAUCGCGUCAAAACAUCAAGCACAUUUAAAGGUUUUGGCAGCUGAAAUUAUACAUUAAAUUUUAUUCAUUAUUCCAGCUAUAUCAUUGCAUUCACUAUGUCCAUUUCGGAACUGAUGUUCACGGAUGAGGUCGCGGUGGAUGUGGACCUUCAUACCGACCCGAGAGUGCUGUGGUUCAAGGAACGAGUACUCUCCUUCAUCGGUAUGUAUGACGACGAGCUAUUCUACAACAUGUUUGAGGAACCCGAAUCAAAGAAGACAUUCAAUUCGUUUAUAACAUCUCCGCUACAUGCGAACGAGCAAUCUUUGGACAAAAGAACUUUCUACGUUUCAAAGAUAAUUAUCGACAAACUUAUUCAUGAAGACAAGGAGUUUACUGAGUGGAGAAUCAUUCCCCCGCCACCACCACCGCCAGCCCCUCCCCCGAAAAGGGGUGGGAAAAAGGGUAAAAAAGUAGUAUCUGAAGCCGCUAUGGACGAAGCUAAAACCGUAAAGAGCGCGAAGAGCGUGAAAAGUGCAAAAAGCAUGAAAAGCAUGGACUUAGAGGCAGCAUCUGGUGCUGUCACCGGCACUGAAGAUGAAGUGAAGACUGCUUUGGACCUUCGUGUGCCUGAAAAGGAGGAAACUCAGUCCGUUAUCACAGAAGAUCUCUACUCUUUUCCACCACCUCCUGAGGACUUGGACCCUGAUGUCGACGGCACGCUAGAGUUUUACACGAUUGUGAGAUCAGUCCCCCGCGUCAUACAAUACCCGAAGCUAAUCCCCAUAUUCGGCGCGUUUACCCCCCAAGUGACGAGUCGUAACCAGCGCUACAUAUACUUCAUAAGGCAGAGUCCGAAUGGGAUCCCACUCGCUGAGAACGCUUUACUGACGGCACUCAAGAUGCCUGAAUAUGUCCUUACUGGGGUCACUUCAGGAAGAGUUUUGAAGAGCCUCGGCCAGCAGUUUAAGGAGGCAUACAUACCGCUGUUCGAGAGGCAGUUCCGUGAGAUCACGGUUCUAUCUUCGGAGUCGACUCAUGCGAUGCUCUCGCGGCAGAUAUCCUACGCCGGCAAACAUCACAGCAUGGACGAGACGGCAUCACAGGUAAACUAUCUCCGGCCUUCAGACUAUAGAAGAAUGUCGAACAUCGCGCGCGGAGAGAAUGCUGAGCGAAGAAUGAAAAACAUGCGUGCAGGAUCAAUGGUAUCGAUCAUGAGACCACAGAUUAGACGGCCUAAUUCUACCACUGACUUGGACGCACUCUCGGGAUCAGGGUUUGACAUGCCAAUGACAGAUCAUCAGAAGACAACCGCUGCAGAAGUUAUCACGGACAUAAAGGAUCUCGUGGGAAUUGUUGAUUGGACAAUAGACCACAUAGAAGGCGAGAUCCAGUUCCCGAUGCCCAGCAUCCCGACGCUGACGGAGGAGCAGCCCGGCCGCGUGGAGUUCAUCAGCCCGCAGCUGGUGCCGCAGCUCGAGGAGGCCGUGAUGAUGUGGCAGGCGCAUAUCGAUACGACUAUUGCUAAUUGUUUGAGCAAAACCCGCGAAGGCGAGGGUCCAGUCGCGGAGUACAAGUACUGGCGCGAACGAGACGCCGAAAUAUCUCUGCUGGUGGAACAAUUGAAACAGCCGAUGGUCGUGAAGAUAUUAUCCAUGCUCCAGAAGGCCCGCUCUUCGCAUAUUGAGACUUUCAACAACUACAAAGAGAGACUGAUGGAACAAUUCAAUCUGGCGGGAGAUAAUUUAAAGUUCCUGUCAACUUUGAUGCGCUUUUUUACGGUGAUAGAAGACGAUUCUCCACUGCAACAAGUGAUCGAAAUGUUACCAGAACUGGUGGAAAGUAUUUACAUGAUGUGGGUGCUGUCUAAAGGAUACCGGACCGAUGAGACCAUGGUCCCUCUGCUGUGUAGGAUCUCGUGGGCGUUGUGCGACAAGCUUGAGAGAUUUCUGGACGUGCAUAAACUAUUUGACAAACCGAACGAAGAAGUGCUGUCGCUGUCCAGAGCGGGGCAGAAGAUAAUGGAGCUGUGGCACGCGCUGUACAAGGAGACGCGGCGCAACAUCGAGCUCAGCGGCAAGGGCGCGCGCUGGGAGUUCCACCAGCCGCUGCUGUUCACGCGCACCGACUACAUCGGCACCGUGGCGCGGGACCUGGGCGACGUCAUACAGGUUCUGAUUGAUUUCGAACGAAUAUUCGGCCUUGAAUUGAAGUCCAUCAUUAGCGACCCGACACAGAUAGACGACGUUCGCAAAAGAGUGAAGAACCUCGUGUACCCGAUCAGGACGAUCGACUUUAGCGUGUUCGUGUUUGACAAUAAAGAAAACUGGGACGUCAUUAUGGGCGAUUUUUGGAGUGAAGUCCGAUAUUUGGAAGAGGAGGCGAAGAAUUAUAUCAAUCAGAGUUUUGGGAAUCUGAGGUCUUCGGAAGAAGCACUGACGGUACUAUUAAAAUUUCUGGAGUUCGACACGCGCGAAGCUAUCCGCCGACAGUUGGUCACCAAGUUCGAUCUGGUGAUGAGACAGUUCAUCAAAGAGAUCACAGCACUUGAGGAUAAAUUCACCCGUUUCCGCAAAAACCCGCCUUUAUUACGGAACCACCCGCCCGCCGCCGGAGCCAUUUACUGGGCGAGGGCGCUCUUCAAUAAGAUGAAGCAGCCAGUCAUGAAGUUCCAAAAGGUUCCAGAACUCGACGACUGUGAGCAGAAGAAAGAAGCAUUUAUUCAAUACAAAGCUUUGUCUAAAGUGAUAAAAGAGUACGAAGACAAUAAAUACAAGGAGUGGGUGAAGGGCGCUUCGGAGUUCUGCGACAAUAUGAUGAAGAAAAAUGUGUUGCGAGUGGUGUUCAAGAAAGAGGAUGAACCGCCGCCGUCAACCGGGCGUGGCAUGCAGCUAACGGCGGCUGGACGAGCACAUGUCGCCAAGAAGAAGGCCUCCUGCACCUCCCUGAAACCAGUCGACAUCGUCAACAAGGAGAUCGCGGACAAACGACGAAGGGACAAAGCUUUGAUGUUGAUGCGAAUUCCUGGACAACACUAUGUAAACGUCAGAUCUCCUAGUUCCGUGUCUUUACUGGCGAAAGAAGGAUUGACGGAUGUGACGUGGCGCGACCUGACGGUACACAAACUGAUGCAAGAGUACGGGCUCGAGUUCCAGCCGAACUUCGACAAGGACAUAUUCCUGGUGAUACACGAGGCGGAACUCAUGGAGCAACUUGGAUUCAACUUACCCUCAAACAUUCGAGACGUGGCGAUGCAAAAGGCGCGUCUGUAUUACGAACACGAGGCACUACAGUCAGUGAUAAUAAAGUAUAACGAGAGCACACUGUCCCUGAGCCCCUCGGAGACGCAUCUCAUGAAGAAGCACCUGCUCAACAUGGAGCGGCACAUACUGCCGGGUUUGACAAGGAUCACGUGGGUCGCGCUGGGGAUCAGUGAUUAUAUCAAGGAUAUUGCUAAAGGUGAAAAUUCCCUACAAGCCGUGUACCAGCAACUAAAAAUGGUGGAGAAGGAGAUUCAGUUCUUGAUAGAUCAGCUGCAAGACUUCGACAUGUUCCCGAUAAUGAGGCCGCAGGACUACGUCGACCCUGAAACUGGGGAACCUGAUGAAACUUGGAUUUAUCCCUGCAAGAGCUACUUCGUGGAGGUGGAGAGCGAGCGCCUGGAGCGCGUGGCGCUGCUCGCGCGCAUCUACGAGCGCGUCGGGCCCAUCCUCAUGAAGCUCGAGUACCUCAUCCUCGGCACCAGCUCCGGCAGCUCCGCCGUCAUGACCUCGUAUUACAACUACUGGGAGAAGAAGAUAUUCAAAUGUCUUGUCAGCUUCACUCUGGAGAACCUAGAGAACUUCCAGCAGAUGCUAAGCGAGAAGACUCCGAUGUUCCAAGUGGAUGCUGUUUUAGUCCCGCCUGAUAUCACCAUGCGACCCACGCCCGCUGAGGUCUGCAACAUAUUGGGAUACAACAUCAAGCAUUUUCUUAACAGGUUGACAUCAUUCCCUCGAUGGAUGAAGAAGACGUGCCUGCCGUGUCCUCCGCAACGUGUCGCCGAAGCAACUGGCAAUGAAUUCUACGUAUUCUCGUACUUCGAGGACAUUCUUCGUGUCGUGUCCAUCAAUGACAUCACUAUGCUUAUACAAGACACCAUAUACAGACUGACGCUUGAUAUCAAUAGUUACAUACAAAAGUGGCACAAAUACCAGCAUCUCUGGGCUUUCGACAAGAACUUAUCAUGUGAGAAGUACAUUCAAAAACACGAACAGAUACAGAAGUACGAUGAGAAGUUCUUCUUCUUUGAAGACAUUAUAGCGGAUCUCAACGAUCACGUCAAGUUUGUAGAUGUUGGAGCUAUAAGAGUGAACUUGAGACCGAUUAUAAAACAAGUGCAAGAUCAUGCUCAGGAGUGGAAGAACACGCUCGGGAACUGCAUUGCGGCUAAAACUAGAAUGAAUAUGUAUGAUUUAAAGAACCAGAUUGAUUCCCUCCGCAUGACAAUGAACAUGAACAUCAAAGGGCUGGAGGACUUUAAGCUGGUGAUGGCGACGAUCACUCAGGUGCAGCAGAUGACGAUCACGGCCGAGGUGAAGUACCGCGGCAUGCAAGAGAUAUUCCACAUGCUGCGAAAGCACGGGAUCGAUGUAUCUGAUGAUGAUCUAGAAUUUGCGAAAAACCUACAAACGUCAUGGGGCAGUCUAUACCAAACAUCUCUAUUCCGAGGUAACACUCUCGAGCAAACGAAGGAAAAGUUCUCAAAGUUAAGCGUGGUGGAGAUAGCCAAUUUCUUGAAAGAGCUAGAUGAGUUUGUUGAAAAAUUUGAUACCCAAGGUCCAGCCACUGUUGGAGACGAUAUGGAUGGAGGAUUAGUGCUAAUGGAGGAAUACGGUAAAUACUUCGACGAUCUGGAAGCCCGCAAGAAAAUGCUCCAAGCCGCUGAGCAACUUUUCGACAACCCUCUGGCGGAUUUUUCCAACUUUAACCGAGCGAAAGCCGAUUACCAGGCGAUGGACCAAAUAUACAAGAUAUAUAAAGCGCAAAAGAACGCGAGAGAAAUAUGGGCCAAGACGUUGUGGGUGAAUUUGAACCCGCAGGCUUUGGUCGAUGGCAUCGAACAGUUCUUUAAGGAGUACAGGAAACUACCUAAAGUAGUAAGAUUAAGUAGCACCGGCCUGAUGCUGGACUUGAAGAUGAAACAGUUCAAGGGUGUGGUUCCGCUCAUGGUGUCGCUGAAGAACGAGGCCAUGAGAGUGAGGCAUUGGAAGGAGUUGAUGACGAAAACUGGCCAGGACUUCGACAUGUCUCCAGAAAGGUUCACGUUGGAGAACAUGUUCGCCAUGGAGCUGCAUAAGUACCAAGACGUGGCGGAGGAGAUCGUCAAUCAUGCCAUCAAAGAGUUGGCGAUCGAACGCGGCGUGAAGGACGUGCAGGAGACGUGGGCGAGCAUCGCGUUCACGGUGGCGCGACACUUCAACCGCGGCGAGGACCGCGGCUACACACUCAACCCGUGUGACGAGAUCACUGUCAAGGUCGACGAUGAUGCCAUGACGCUGCAGAGCAUGGCCGCCUCACAAUUCAUAGGCCCAUUCCUGAGCGUGGUGCAGAGUUGGGAACGGAAGCUGUCUCUCAUAUCCGAAGUGAUUGAGGAGUGGAUGGCAACGCAACGCAAGUGGCUCUACUUGGAGGGGAUCUUCGUAGGCGGCGAUAUACGCGUGCAACUGCCUGAAGAGGCCAAGAAGUUUGACGAUAUUGACAAGGCGUUCAGAAAGAUCAUGUUAGACACGGCAAAGCGGCUAAACGUCGUCGACUGCUGCACUGUGCCUGGAAGGCUGGAAGAGUUUAUUAGUUUAGGCCUGGGCUUACAGAAAUGUCAAAAGUCCCUGAACGACUAUCUGGACUCGAAGCGUCGUAUAUUCCCUCGGUUCUUCUUCAUAUCCACUGACGAGUUGCUCUCGAUCCUCGGCAGCAGCGAGUGCAGCUGUGUUCAAGAGCACAUGAUCAAGAUGUUCGAUAAUAUUAGAGCACUCGACUUAUACGUGGACCACACAAAUCGACCGGUUGCAGCGAAAAUGAUAUCGGCAGAAGGCGAGAUUAUGGACUUCCGUUACGUGGUGUACACUGAAGGCAGGGUCGAAGACUGGAUGAAUUUGGUACUGCAGGAAAUGAGAGCCACCAAUAAGUUCAUUACAAAGAAGGCUAUCUUCUAUUACGGAAAGAAUUGGAAGGUGCCGAGAACUGAUUGGAUCAUGGAAUAUCAAGGCAUGGUGUGUCUAGCCGCUAACGGUGUGUGGUGGACGGCGGAGACUGAAGAGACCUUCAUUCGCAUUCGUAAAGGCAAUAAGAGAGCCAUGAAGGAACACUUGCAGCAACAGAAUGAACAGUUGGACGGGCUUGUGGUCAAAGUACGGCAGGACCUAUCGUCGAACGACCGAUUGAAAUUUCGCACAAUAACAACUAUAGAUGUACACGCGCGGGAUAUUAUCGAAGAUUUCGUGAGGGACAAUGUGACAGAAGCCGCUGAGUUUGAGUGGGAGAGCCAGCUCAGGUUCUACUGGCUGAAGAAGGAUGACAACUUGUGGAUACGACAGUGCACGGGGGUAUUCGAGUAUGGUUACGAAUACAUGGGCCUGAAUGGAAGACUGGUGAUCACACCAUUAACCGAUCGCAUCUACCUCACCAUCACUCAGGCGUUAACUAUGCAGCUAGGAGGAGCUCCAGCAGGUCCAGCAGGCACAGGCAAAACGGAAACCACGAAAGACCUAGCCAAAGCGCUGGGUCUUUUAUGCGUGGUGACGAACUGCGGCGAGGGCAUGGACUUCCGCGCCGUGGGGCAGAUCCUCGCGGGGCUGUGCCAGUGCGGCGCGUGGGGCUGCUUCGACGAGUUCAACAGGAUCGACAUCUCCGUGCUGUCCGUCAUCUCCACGCAGCUGCAGUGCAUCAGGAGCGCGUUGUUGAUGAAGCUCAAGAGGUUCACGUUUGAAGGUCAAGAGAUAGCGAUGGACAGCAAAGUGGGCAUCUUUAUCACAAUGAACCCGGGGUACGCUGGUCGCACCGAACUACCGGAGUCUGUUAAAGCCCUGUUCAGGCCCGUGGUGUGCAUCCUGCCCGAUCUGGAAAUGAUCUGCAUGAUAUCAUUGUUUUCUGACGGGUUCCUUACUGCUAAGGUGUUAGCAAAGAAGAUGACAGUGCUGUACAAAGUGGCGAGAGAGCAGUUGUCGAAGCAGUCCCACUACGACUGGGGCCUGCGCGCGCUCACGGCGGUGCUGCGCAUGGCGGGCAAGCUGCGCCGCGACUCGCCCGGCCUCAGCGAGAUCAUGGUGCUCAUGAGGGCGCUCAGAGACAUGAACCAUCCAAAGUUUGUGUUUGAAGACGUGCCUCUAUUCCUUGGGCUGAUCAAGGAUCUGUUCCCCGGACUGGAGUGUCCACGCGUGGGCUACCCAGAAUUCAACGCGAUGGUCAUCGAAGUCCUUGAGAGCGAUGGGUACAUCGUACUAGCUCAUCAGGUGGAUAAAGUGGUUCAGCUGUACGAGACUAUGAUGACCCGCCAUUGCUCCAUGCUGGUCGGUCCGACUGGCGGUGGGAAGUCGGUCAUACUGCAAACGCUGGUCAAAGCGCAGACCAACAUGGGACUUCCUACUAAACUCACUGUAGUGAAUCCGAAGGCGUGUUCCGUGAUCGAACUAUAUGGAAUCUUAGAUCCCGUCACAAGGGACUGGACAGAUGGCUUGUACUCGAAAAUCUUCCGAGAAAUGAACAGACCAGCGGAGAAAGACGAGCGACGUUAUUCCCUCUUCGAUGGAGAUGUGGACGCUCUGUGGAUCGAAAACAUGAACUCUGUCAUGGACGAUAACAAACUGCUGACGCUCGCGAACGGGGAGAGAAUUCGGCUCGCCCCGUACUGCUCCCUGCUGUUCGAAGUCGGCGACUUGAACUAUGCAUCGCCGGCCACCGUGUCCAGGGCUGGCAUGGUGUUUGUCGACCCUAAGAAUUUGGGUUAUCAGCCUUAUUGGGACAGAUGGGUCCUCGGUCGCAACAACGAGGAGGAGCGCGAGCAGUUGUCGGGUCUGUUCGACCACUACGUGGCGGGCGCCAUCAACUACAUCGUGUUUGGACUGUUCGGGCUGCAGCAACAGACGCCGCUCAAGACCAUCGUACCACAAACCCCGCUAAACCUGGUGGUCCAACUGUGCUACAUGUACACCGGCUUGCUGCCCAACAGAGAGGACAGCAAUGAGGAAAUAGACAGAAGCGUAGUAGAAUGCGUCUUCAUGGUGUCCAUGUACAACAGUCUUGGAGCCUCCAUAGUGGACGACGGUCGCUUCGACUUUGACAACUACAUCAAGAAGGCUUGUCCAAUGAUGCUCGUAGAAGAUACCGUGGAAAAGAAAGCUACCACCAAACACUUCCCAAUGGGUUUCCCGAGCUUGUAUGAUUACUGCCUAGAGCUGACCACCAAGACGUGGGAAGCUUGGGAGUGGCUAAUCCCCGUGUACGAACAUGACAGAGAGAUGAAGUUCCCCUCGAUCCUGGUGCCUACUGUGGACACGCUGCGUCUAACCUGGCUUAUCAAGAUAAUGGAGAGUGUCGAGAGGCCGGUGCUGCUGGUGGGUGACACUGGGACAUCGAAGACUGCUAUUAUCACGAACUACUUGCGCGGAUUACCUGCCGACAAAUACAUUAUCCAGCAAAUGAACUUCUCAUCCCGCACCUCGUCGAUGGACGUGCAAAGGAACCUGGAGUCAGUGGUAGAGAAACGCACUAAGGACACGUUUGGACCGCCCGUCGGCAAGAAGAUGCUGGUGUUUAUUGAUGACAUGAACAUGCCUAUUGUGGACACCUAUGGCACGCAACAGCCAAUAGCUCUGCUGAAACUGCUAUUCGAAAGAAAAGGUUUCUAUGACAGAGGCAAGGACCUGAAUUGGAAGAAUUUGAAAGAUAUCGGCUUUCUUGCCGCCAUGGGCAAAGCAGGUGGUGGAAGAAACGACGUGGACCCUCGCUUCAUAUCCAUGUUCUCUGUUUACAACCUGCAGUUCCCUUCAGAGAGCACGUUGAGACACAUUUACGUGUCUAUACUGAGGGGACACUUCGAAAUCUUUCCUGAUGAGAUACGAGAUAUUGUCGACAAACUCGUGCAGAUGACUUUAGAUUUAUAUAAAAUAAUAAUAGUGGAACUGCCCCCGACGCCGGCCAAGUUCCACUACAUCUUCAACCUGCGCGACCUGUCCCGCGUGGCGGCCGGGCUGUGCCUCACGCACCCCAACUACUUCAGCGAGAAGCGCGCGGUGGUGCGCUGCUGGCGCAACGAGUUCACGCGCGUCAUCUGCGACAGACUCAUCAACGUGCAGGACAAUGAUCUAAUGCGUGGACACAUACAAGAACACGUAGCAAAAUAUUUCCCAGAAGAAGAGCCUGUCGUACUGGAGGAGAUUGUCAUACCAGAAGAAGAGGAGAAAGUUGAAGAAGACGAAUUCGGUGAGCCUAUACCCAAACCCGUUGAAGCUGCAGAUCAGGAAGUAGCCGUAGAGGAAGAGGAGGAAGCGGAAGUGGAACACGAACUGACAUUGGAGGAAUAUGUACUCCGUGAUCCAAUGCUCUUCGGCGACUAUCGCAACGCAUUAGAUGAAGAAGAAAUACGUUAUUACGAAGAUUUGCUUGAUUAUGAAGCUGUCUAUUUCUUAUUCCAAGAGAUCCUGGACGAGUACAACGAGCGCAACGCGAAGAUGUCGAUAGUGUUGUUCGAGGACUGCCUCGAGCACCUCACGCGCGCGCACCGCAUCCUGCGCACCGACCGCGGCAACGCCAUGAUCAUCGGCGUCGGCGGCUCCGGCAAGAAGUCCAUCUGCCGGCUCGCUGCCUUCGCUGCUGGUUGUGACAUGUUCGAGAUCACAGUGACGCGCAACUACAACGAGAACACGUUCAAAGACGACAUGAAGCGCAUGUACAUGCAGCUCGGCGUCGACAACAAGAGAACUGUGUUCUUGUUCACCGCUGCACAGAUCGUAGAGGAAGGUUUCCUGGAGUUCAUAAACAACAUCCUGAUGAUCGGCAUGAUCCCGGCGCUGUUCGGCGAUGAUGAGAAAGACGGCAUCAUCAACGCCGUGCGCAAUGACAGCAACGAAGCCGGCUAUGGAGUGGCUAAAGACGGCGUGUGGAACUUCUUCUGUAACAGAUGUGCUGACAACCUGCACGUUGUCCUCUCCAUGUCGCCCAGCGGAGACAUACUGAGGAACAGAUGUCGCAGUUUCCCCGGCCUGGUGAACAACACGACGAUCGACUGGCAGUUCCCGUGGCCGAAACAAGCCCUGCUCGCCGUUGCCAACGUGUUCUUAGCUGAUGUAGAGAAGAUUCCAGAAGAGUUCAGGCCGAUAAUAGUGGAGCAUGUGGUACACGUGCAUAUGUCCGUCGCGAGGUACUCGGUGGAGUUCCUGCUGAGGCUCCGCAGGAACAACUACGUCACUCCUAAACACUACAUGGACUUCCUCACCAACUAUCUGUCGCUACUCAACGAGAAAGAUGCGUUUAUAGUUGCACAGUGUGAACGCCUAAAAGGUGGUCUAGCAAAGAUUGCAGAAGCAAACGUACAGUUAGAAGAUUUGAACGCAAAACUGGCCGUGCAAAAAGUGAUUGUUGCGGAGCAAACAAAAGAAUGCGAGGUUUUGCUCAAAGAGAUCUCAACAGCCACGGAAGCAGCUGUAGCAAAGCAGCAAGUAGCCGCCGUCAAGUCGGCCGAGAUCACUGAGCAGAGCGUAGUGAUCGCCGAGGAGAAGUCGGAGGCUGAGGAGGCGUUGUCGGCCGCUCUACCGGCGCUGGAGGCUGCCAGACUCGCGCUGGCGGACCUGGACAAGAACGACAUCACUGAAAUCCGAUCGUUUGCGACACCACCAGAGGCCGUACAGACUGUGUGCGAAUGCGUCGUGAUCAUCCGAGGCAUCAAGGAUGUGAGCUGGAAGGGCGCGAAGGGAAUGAUGGCGGAUCCAAACUUCUUGCGGAACCUGCAGGAGAUGAACUGCGACCUCAUCACACAGAACCAGGUGAAGGCGGUGAAGGCGCACAUGAAGAAGAGCAAGAAGCUCGACACCAUGCAGCAGAUUAGUAAGGCCGGUUAUGGUCUUCUGAAAUUCGUCAUCGCGGUCCUCGGAUACUGCGCUGUAUAUAAAGAGGUAAAGCCAAAGAAGGACAAAGUGGAGGCCCUAGAGAAGGAAUACACUGAAGCCGUCAACUAUUUGGCCUCUUUGAACCGUGAAAUCGAUCGCCUACAGAAGACUCUAGAUGGCCUGAACAAUAGAUAUGAGACGGCCAUGAUGAGAAGGCAGGAGUUGCAAGAGGAAACCGAUCUGAUGAUGCGACGCUUGGUUGCCGCGGAUAAACUCAUGUCAGGACUGUCAAGCGAGCAGAAGAGAUGGACUGAAGACCUAGCUGCUUUGUAUGUAGAACAGUCUAGAUUGAUCGGAAACUGUUUACUGGCAGCAUCGUUUUUGAGCUAUGCGGGGCCGUUUUCGUUUUCUUUCCGUCAGACGAUGAUAUAUGAGGACUGGUUGGGUGAUGUGAAGGAGAGAGGAAUCCCUCUAACGCUGCCAUUUACUAUUGAAAAGAAUUUGACUAAUGAAGUUGAGAUUAGUGGUUGGAAUUCCGAAGGUCUGCCACCAGACGAACUGUCCGUGCAGAACGGUAUAUUGACCACGAGGGCGUCUCGAUUCCCUCUCUGUAUAGACCCACAGACACAGGCACUGUCUUGGAUAAAGAAGAAAGAAACCAAGAAUAAUCUGAAGGUGCUGUCAUUCAACGACCCACAAUUCUUGAGACAGCUGGAGAUGGCAAUCAAGUACGGCAUGCCGGUACUUUUCCAAGAUGUGAACGAGUACAUAGACCCAGUAGUUGAUAACGUAUUGGAGAAAAAUAUUAAAGUGGAAGGCGGUCGCACGUUCGUGAUGCUGGGCAGCUCGGAGGUGGACUACGACCCUCACUUCCGCAUGUACCUCACCACCAAGCUCGCCAACCCGCAGUUCAAUCCAGCUGCCUAUGCGAAAGCUGUUGUCAUCAACUACACUGUUACUGUGCAGGGUCUAGAAGAUCAGUUAUUAAGCGUAGUAGUGCGCGCCGAACGAUCAGACCUGGAGGAGCAACGCGAGAGUCUCAUCAUUGAGACUAGCGCGAACAAGAGUCUGCUGUCAGGACUCGAAGACUCUUUACUCAGAGAACUGGCGACGUCCACCGGCAACAUGUUGGACAAUGUGGAGCUGGUCAACACACUUGAGAAUACCAAAUCCAAAGCUGCUGAAGUGAUGGAGAAACUAGCCCUGGCCGAGGCUACAACGAAGGACAUAGAGAAGCUUCGCGACGGGUACCGACCAGUCGCCAAGCGCGGCUCCAUACUCUUCUUCGUACUGUCGGACAUGGCCGGCGUCAACACCAUGUAUCAAUACUCGCUGUCGUCCUACCUCGAUGUAUUCUCAUUUUCUUUACGCAAAGCGAUGCCGAACGUCAUCUUGAUCAAACGGCUCAAAAAUAUCAUCGACAUGCUCACCAAGAACGUUUAUGAUUACGGAUGCACAGGUAUAUUCGAACGCCACAAGCUGUUGUUCUCGUUCCAAAUGGACAUAAAACUGGAGCAAAGCGAGGGUAACGUGAGCCAGCCGGAGCUGGACUUCUUCAUCAAAGGCAACGUGUCGCUGGAGAAGUCGGCACGGGCCUGUCCUGCAGCAUGGAUACCUACGCAGGGAUGGCAAGAUAUAAUGAAGCUGAGUGCCGACUUUACCCCCUUCGCAGAAUUACCUGAUCACAUUAUUAGAAAAAUAUCGGAUUGGCAAGAAUGGUUCGACAGCGACGCGCCGGAGUCGGCGGAGAUCCCUGACGAUUACCGCGAGAGGCUGCGGCCGUUCGAGCUGCUGAUGUUGCUGCGCUGCUUCCGCGUCGACCGCAUCUACCGCGCCCUCACCGACUACAUCACCGUCACCAUGGGCGAGGAGUACAUCACGCCGCCGGUCAUCAGUCUCGACAUGAUAGUGGAACAGACGACCCCGUUCACGCCGGUGGUGUUCAUCCUGAGUCCCGGCUCGGAUCCCACGGCGGACCUCAUGAAGCUGGCGGACCGCUGCGGCUUUGGCGGAGGGAAGUUCAAGUAUCUGUCGCUUGGACAGGGACAGGAGGGGGCGGCACUUGCACUACUAGAAGGCGCGAUCUCGCACGGCCAGUGGUUGAUACUGCAGAACUGUCACCUGCUGGUGUCGUUCCUGCGCGAGCUGGAGAAGCAGCUCGAGCUGAUGACGAAGCCGCACCCGGAGUACAGGCUCUGGCUGACUACUGACCCCACGCCCACAUUCCCUAUUGGAAUACUACAGCGAUCGCUGAAAGUGGUCACGGAGCCGCCCAAUGGUUUGAAACUGAACCUGCGCAACACAUACUUCAAGAUGCGUGCACAUGCGCUCGAGGAGUGUCCACAUCCGCAGUUUAAGAAGCUGGUUUACGUGCUAGCAUUUUUCCACGCCGUGGUGCAGGAGCGACGCAAAUACGACAAGAUCGGAUGGAACAUAGCGUACGAUUUCAGCGAGAGCGACUUCAUGGUGUGCAUGCAGAUCCUGCAGUGCUACCUGGAGCGAUGUGCCGCCGCCAACGGACCCAUACCCUGGGCCACGCUGAAGUAUUUGUUUGGAGAGGUGAUGUACGGCGGGCGCGUCAUCGACGACUUCGACCGCCGCGUGGUCCGUACGUACAUGGAGGAGUACAUGGGCGAGUUCCUCUUCGACAAGUUCCAGCCCUUCCAUUUCUACAGGGACAGCACCUUCGACUAUGUCAUACCACCGGAGGGCGAGAGGGACGAGUACAUCGACUUCAUCGACACGCUGCCGCUCGCGAACACGCCGGAGGUGUUCGGGCUGCAUCCGAAUGCUGAGAUCGGCUACUUCAGCCAGGCGGUGCGCAUGAUGUGGGGACACCUUAUAGAACUACAGCCGCAGACAAGCGAGGGCGGCGGCGCGCUGAGCCGCGAGGACUUCAUCGACACGAUCGCGGUGGAUGUGCUCGCCAAGCUGCCGCCGCUCUACGAGAUCUGGCGCGUGCGCAAACAGUUCGAGAUGAACAUCACGCCCUCGCUCGUCGUGCUGCUGCAGGAACUAGAGAGAUUCAAUCGUCUAGUAAGCCGUAUGCAAACCACUCUCUCGCUCCUCCGCAAGGCUCUGGCGGGCGAGAUCGGCAUGGACGCGGUGCUGGACAACGUCUCGUACAGUCUGUUCAACGGGCAGCUACCCAACGUGUGGCGAGCCCUCGCGCCCGCCACCUGCAAAGGACUCGGCGGGUGGAUGGACCACUUCAUCGCCAGAACCAAGCAGUAUACGGACUGGGCGACGGUGGAGGAGCCGGUGGUGAUCUGGCUGUCGGGGCUGCACAUCCCCGAGUCGUACCUGAUCGCGCACGUGCAGAUGGCGUGUCGGCUGUACACGUGGCCGCUCGACCGCUCCACGCAGUUCACGCGCGUCACCAAGUGGACCUCGCCCGACGAGAUCGAGGAGCGACCUGUCACCGGGUGCUACGUGCGCGGGCUGUACCUGGAGGGCGCGCGGUGGGACGUGCGGGAGGGCUGCCUGCGCCGCUCGCACCCCAAGGUGCUCGUGACCGAGCUGCCCAUCAUGUACAUCAUACCCAUCGAGUUCCACAAGCUCAAGCUGCAGAACACGCUGCGCACUCCAGUAUACACGACGUCGCAGCGGCGCAACGCCAUGGGAGUGGGUUUGGUAUUCGAAUCAGACCUGUGGACCACGGAACACUGCAGCCACUGGGUCCUGCAGGGCGUAUGUCUUAUCAUGAACACUGAUUAAUAAAUUAAAACCAGGAUAUUUCACCAACCAUAAUUAUCCACGUGUCCCGUUCUGGGAUCAGUCUGUCUGUAUGUGGUUUUCAACAGGAAGCCAUAAUAGUGUCAGGCCGACAAGUACGAGCGAUAAUCAUUUUUCUUCAGUAAAUGCUCUAUCUACACUUCACUCCACUUAUCAUUAGAUGCAGUGAAGUAACUUUGCUAUGCCCAUAUAAGAAAUUACAUUUAUAAUUUACAUUGGGUACAUAUACUUUUCGGUUUUAUGAAAUAAACAUAUACUGUUAGAGAACAUUGAAUUUACAGUUUGCGAAAUGUAUCUUAAAACAAUAUAAAGGCACAAGACUGUACAAUAUAAUAAUAUCAUUUGGGAAUGGUAUUUAUAAACCAUAAUAUUAUUUAGUUCAUAUUGUUUCUGUCCAAAAUACUAUCAAAAUGCUAUGCUUACUUUAAUUUUUGUUUCUAAGUCAAACUAGAUUUAAAGCAUUCAUGUUUAAUGUUAAUUUGAUGACUUAGAAUAUCAUUAAUUAUGGUCAUUAA